Molecule: messenger RNA, 1158 nt
Organism: Paramuricea clavata
Lineage: Eukaryota; Metazoa; Cnidaria; Anthozoa; Malacalcyonacea; Plexauridae
Source: the annotation of a GenBank genome assembly
AUGGCCGUAUCGUUCGCAGAAAUGAUUUCGUUGGCGAUGCCAUCCUUGUUGCCGCCGCCGCCGCCGCUGCUCGUCGCCCGUUCGGCGAUCUCAGCCGACAAAAUUCCAUCUGCCGCAGCGGUCUUGAUUGCGAAAGCAAUUACAUCGUUGCUGCCGCUUUCGCCAUUUCCACCGCGAUUGCUGCCGUUGCUGCCGUUGUUGCGGGUGUGGCCAAUGCGGACGGCAGCCAGUGCAGCCCGAGCAGCUCGAGCUCGACGUCCGCGUUCUGUUCGUUCCCUUCAUCUUGUUCAUUCCGUUCGCUUCCCGAAACGAAAGAAUGUUGUCGAUGUUGAUGCGCGGUCGGGAAAGGUUGCGCGGAAUUCAAUUUCCCACAAACUUCCGACGUUGGCGCUAAUGGUUGGCAACAACUCGGUUGCUUAUUGUUCCAUCGGUUUGCUACCGUCUGUUAGACCUUGCAAAUUACCAACCUUGUCCCCGCCAUCAACCUUACCACCAUUGGCGACCAAGUCCCAUUGUUGGAAGCGGCUGCCAGAGACAGUGUUAGCUUGGCUCCUGCAUCAUGUUCGUUUUGUCUGCCCAAGGUGUUCUUGGUCCAGUCAAUCCAGUUGCCCUGUUGAAUUCGAUCAUGGUGUUUGCCAACAAAAGCCUGCACAAGGUUUUUGCAUAUCCGGCAGGAAAGCUUAUGUGUUUCGGAUUGCUCAAUGGGAUUCCUUCCAGGUUUUUGUGAAACCUUCUCUUCCAACGUGCCAGGUUGACAAAUCCAACAUGUUGUUGCUGUUCCGGACAGGAUCAUUGGCACCACUGUUAUGGAAACCACUGUUGGGCACAACCUGGGUAAAGGUUGCGUGCUUUAGAAAUCCAAAAUUUCUGAUGGCACCGCUGACACUGACCAAUCGUGUCCGCCUUAGUGUGGCUAGGAAUGGGUCUUGUUCUGCUCGCUUCCUUCGCCUUGUUCAUCCUGCUUGUGGCUGUAAGCCGGUCUGUGAGAUGUGGCAAGAUGGCAAAGUCAGGUGCAGGCUGAAACACACAGCGGCUCUCACAAUCCCUUGUGUGCUUUGCGUGCAAUUUGCUCGAUCUGAUGAACCACCACCGAUGACAUCAUCACCAUCAGGUUCAUUGCCGAGGGUGACCAAUUUCAGGCUGCCAAGGAACUGCAAG